This is a messenger RNA of Amoebophrya sp. A120, 1654 nucleotides long. NCBI's taxonomy places the organism in Eukaryota, Dinophyceae, Syndiniales, Amoebophryaceae. The record is from the annotation of a GenBank genome assembly.
UUUGUGCUACGCGGGGAGGGCAUUUGUCAUGCGGAGUAGGCAUCAGGAAGGGUUCUAAAAGUCUGUGAUGGUAGGGCAUGCAUCACACACAAUCCUGGGUCAUGCAAAAUAUGCAUGACAAACCCGGCACUAUUCCAGACCCAAAAAUUUUUGCAUUUGAUACCGGUGAAGGACAUCGUAAUUGAAGACGUCGUGGUCUAUCAAAAUGAAAUAUCCCCCCUCCCCAUAUCAAAACGGAAAUUUGUGAUGCUGAUUUGUGGCCACAAAUCAGCUUUGUAUUGCAGAGAGGCAUGGCGGCCAGAUCCCAGGCUAGGUAGGGGCGUAGAGGUCUAGUUGUUCAGCAUGGCAAACGGCUCCCCUUUAGGCCCAACAGCAUGGCAAACCGCUUCCAUAAUGGGGCGGAAGCUUCUGCCCUUGUCUUCUUGCAAGACAGAUGUGAUUUGUGACCUCAAAUCUGCAACACAAGUUUUUGGAAACAUACCUUUUCAAUAUGGGGAGGGGGGAUUUUUCCUCUCAAUAUGGUCCACGCCAAUCCGAUCGCGGACGAGGAGGGACACUGACGCAUAUUUAUUUCGCUCGCGACAAGAGGAAAAAAGCGACGAUGCACUCUGCUCCUGCGACACAUGGUGCCAGCGGUUCUGCACUGAGACAAAGCAGUUGCCACCUGCUACAACAUCGAUGCUGAAGACCGUCGGCGAAAAGUGGACCAAAGCUCCUGUCCGCCUCUACGACUAUGACGAUCAUCGAGCUACUGGCGUUUACAGUAUUUUCUCCGUCUGGUGGCACAACUUUCUUUCUGCCUCAACUUGCUCUGCAACGCCCUCACUCUUUCGAACACGGCACAAAGCAGGGACCCACGCGCCAUCUUGAGAACCAGUAGCCCCACUGAAGAACGUCAAGUUACUUAGUAGCACCUGCCGCCAUUCGCUGCACCUUGUUCUACGCCGUCGAAAAGAAGCACUGUUCGGCGAAAACAAGCGACCGAGCAGUUCAAAAGGUAGCUCCGUCUCACAGUAGCGAAAGCCCAACAGCAUGCAGAAGUAGUGCGACGAAAAGGAUGAGAAGUAGAGGCCCGUUUGGCCGCUGUUGCCGCACGAGAACAACGGGCGUCAUUUGGGCAGAAGGACAAUCACCGGCGAAAGGAAAAAACGAAGUUGCGUCUUCUGCUAAGAGUAAGAACAGCAGCGCGAAAUUACUGUACUGCAGUCCCACGACGAAAAUUUGACGCGGCCGGACGGGGGUCGAAUGGCUGCAUUGCGACGGAGAAGCAGAUGGGUCGAGGGGAAGUGAAAGGACACCGUGGCAGCUCUUGCACCAAACGGCAUCAUGCGGUCUUUGUCCAGAGUGCGAAAAUUUGCCGGUUGGGGUUCCAAGAACGGUCCUACUUACGCGGCGUCUCUGCGAGGCAGCUCGAGGAGUGCAGGAGGAAAGAAGGCUGGUGGGCAGCGUGGUUCUUCCGUCUCACGAACCAUGAUUGCAUAUGGUAAUGCUAUCUAGCGACACUAUCUCUUACGAUAUCGAGACCUGCUACUGCAGAGUGGUACGCAACAAGACUAGUAAAUAAGCAAUUGUGAUUUAUUGAUACAAGCGACAUGGACAUCUUCAUAUGGCAUGCCUUCCCCUUGGUGCUGCGUCCAGCUUGACAACAGUCAGU